AUGCUCUUGAUCCUUUUUUCAAUUCAUAACAAAUUAGGCGACUUCACGAGAAGCGACGAUGACGAGGAGAAGAGCAGUGUCACGUAUGCGAUCAGACAAUAUCGUUUCUUUCAGCAAUACACAGGUGAUGUGGUAAACGGUUGGGACGUGGUGAUUUUAGAGACAAAAACAGAGAUUCAUCUGGAUAAAUAUCGCAAAAUAUUUGCAACUAUUUGUGAAGAUGAUGACAGAAUGAGGCCAGUGCGUGCAAUUGGAAUGGGUCUGACAGAUUCAGAGAAAGCUACGAGGCCGCAUACACUAAUGGAAGCUAACCUGGUUGAAGUGCCCGAGAGAGAGUGUCUGGAGGUGUUUGGCCAUGGCCUCGCACCUCUCAACAGCGAAGUGUGCGUCAAGGCCAUGGAUAAAGUUGCCACUUGCAUGGGCGACUCUGGAGGCCCUGUGUUCGUGACUGAAAACGACGAGCCGAAGUGUCUUUACGGUCUCGUGAGUUACGGUCGUGCCGAUAGGCCAUGUGGAUCGCUCCUCUCGCCCACCGUCUUCGCCAAAAUCUCUUUCUACUAUCCCCUAAUGGCCGAAACUGGCAUUCGAGUUGCAUAUUCUUUUGAAGUCAAAUCUUCAAGGUGUCUGAAAAUCGCUUUCUACGCACUUUUCUUCACACAGAUCUCGUGA
Molecule: messenger RNA, 669 nt
Organism: Symsagittifera roscoffensis
Lineage: Eukaryota; Metazoa; Xenacoelomorpha; Acoela; Convolutidae
Product: transmembrane protease serine 9-like
Exons: 3
Coding region: 1-669 (222 amino acids)
Biological process (GO): proteolysis
Molecular function (GO): serine-type endopeptidase activity
Source: RefSeq, a predicted model, not a curated record